AUCGCUAAGUGAUAGCUUGAAGAGAAUGUCUGGUGUUGCUCUCCAGGUGGCCUCUACUGCAUUGAGGUGUUCUGCUGCUUUUACUACAACCAGGAGUGUGACCACAACAGCAUGUAUGUUGGGAAUAAAAUCUCGCUGGGUUGCCCCUCUCCGGAAAGAAUUGUACAAGAGACAGAAAAAGAUGUAUAAGAAAGGCAUUGCACACAAGUUCAGCCGUUCUGAGUUUAUUGAAUGGAAUUAUGAUGCUGAAUUGUUUGCCUUUGGAAAAAGACUUCAUGAGGAAUUUGAAGGAUCAUUGCUGAGAGAGGCCUUGACAGACUCAUCUUAUAUUGCACAAGAGAUGAGUCACCAGCAGGCUCUUGGGGUCACUUCUCCUGCUCUAACACUGAAAAGUAACACAGAGCUGGCAGCAGCUGGAGCUACAGUGAUAGCAGAUUACUGUGCCAAGUAUCUCAGGGCAGCUCUUCCUGUUCUGCCCGAGGAGGGUAUAAGUGCCCUUGUGGAACAUUUGUCAUCAGAAGAAAUUAUGUCCAAAGUUGGAUAUGGCAUUGGACUUAAAGAUCUUAUUCUUUGUCAGGAUUAUCCUCCCUCUGCCACAACAGCAGCAAAGAGCUUUCAAGCCGUGGUGGGAGCAUUAAAUGCUUCAGUCGGCCUCACCCGCUGCCAGACAUUUGUGAGGGACUUUGUUGUAUCUCAGCUUGUGGGGAAGGAUAUCAGUGACAUUUGGCAGAUUGAUAGACCCAUGGAGCUGCUGACGGACAUUCUGGCUCGUAGUGGCUGUGGAAAGCCUGAACCACGGCUAAUGUUUCAGACGGGCAAGAACACAGUAGAAGCUGUGUAUCAAGUUGGAAUUUACUCUGAUAAGAAUUUUAUGGGAUCAGGAUACGGUGAAACUGUAGAAACAGCUGUAGCAGAAGCAGCCUACUCAAGCAUCAAGAAACUCUUCCAAAUAACUGAGUCCAGUAACCCACUACCAUUUGGAAAAGAUGCUGAUGCAAUUGCACUUCCACACAACUCAAAUAUAUUAUUAGAUGAGUGGUCUAUUGAUAAAGCUAAAAAUGUUGUAACAUGUUGAUUGAGAAUAUGAAAACUUUUGGGUAAUACACACAUUUUCCCAUUCUGAAUGUAAUUUUUUAUAGCAAAUGCAUUUUCUCUACGAUAAUUAAAUAAUAACUUAGCAAAUUAUCUUGAAUUUAAUGGUGUAAUGGGAUCUUGUUGAUUGAUCAUUUAAAUUCUGGUGGUUAUGUUAAAUAUAAAUUUUGCGAUUCUUGUAGCAGUAGUAUCAUUUAGCUUAUGUAAAGCUACAGGGAUAAACCAGAUUUAGGGCCUUGGUCGAAUACCAUAGAACAUCUUUUACAGCAGUAAAAGUUAAUGAAUGAGAGGAAAAAUGUAGCUAUGGCUGUUUAUUUGCAGUGACCCUUCAUUAAAUAGAGAAGCUAGAAGAGUUAAAAAGGGGGAGGGGGGGUUAUGAAAAGAAAUUAAAUACUGUAUCGCAUCCUUUAUUACAGUUUGACAUCUAAAAUGAAUGGGAAUACAUCAUUAUGUAUAUACUUGCUAUGAGAAGUAAUAGUUACUUAAAGCUAUUGUCAAUAUAUAUUCCAGCAUCCCUUAAAAAGAUCUAUCAUUAUUUUCACUUGUUUGUUAGCAUGUGAUUUAAAGAGAAAUUGUGGAUAACGCAUUGUUUUUCUGAAGGAGAAUUCAGUCUUGUUAGUUGAAGGUAUUUUAUUUGACUAAAAAUUGCUUUCUUGUUUAUAAUGUAAUGUAUGCUACAAAUCUGGAUGUUUUGACCAAAAUGUAAAUAAACCUAUGCAGUAGUGUA
Molecule: messenger RNA, 1819 nt
Organism: Homarus americanus (American lobster)
Lineage: Eukaryota; Metazoa; Arthropoda; Malacostraca; Decapoda; Nephropidae
Gene: mRpL44
Product: 39S ribosomal protein L44, mitochondrial-like
Biological process (GO): RNA processing
Molecular function (GO): double-stranded RNA binding; ribonuclease III activity
Source: RefSeq, a predicted model, not a curated record